AAUAGUCUAGUAGAAAGUCACGUUUCCUAAGCAUAAAAGCGUAAAGAGAAGGGUAAGCUCUGCCUUUUAGCCUCUCAGCCACCGAGAUCAAGAUCAACUGUUUUCGAAAUCCCUAGUUCGUUAGCCUGCUGGAUGAAAGACGACUUUUGAAGCUACCAAAUGUCUUCGCCUCUGAAAACCAACGACUCCAAUGGAGUGAAAGUGCGAUCGUAUCAAAGCGCUGAUUAUAGGGAUUGUCGAGAAAUAUUCACUCAGGGAAUGGAGCAGUUGAUCAAGCUUGUGGCACAGGUGGUCUUCCCCAGAUACUGCUGGGUUAUAGCAGCUUUAAGUGCCUUUGUUUUUCUCGCUGCUUUUAAAUAUUCCCUGUGGCUUGUUCCUCUUUACAUCUUCGCUUGCUUCGUUGUGCUGUCGCUUUUGUAUGUGCAUGUUUAUCUGGAGUGUUGGAAAUACAUUAACUCCUGUUUGGCAACAGAUUUGAAGAAGAUUGAAACGAUUUACAUGGCCAAUGAUGGAUGCCACAUGUGGGUGGCUGAGUGGAAUGGUAAAGUUGUGGGAAUGGUUGGACUCGUUCAUAAUGAGAGCCACAAGCCAGGAGUUGCUGAACUUCAGAGGAUGUCUGUAUCACCAGCCUGUAGAAGAAUGGGAAUCGCUGGGAAAUUGCUCGAUGAGCUACUAAAACAUGCAAAAGAACAAAAUUUCGAGAAGGUUGUUUUGACUACCACAAGUGCCCAGACACCAGCCAUUCGACUUUACAAGAAAUACGGCUUCAAGCUCAUAGCAUUAUUUCCUUAUCCUCAAAAGCUUCUGGCAGACCUGCAGUAUUCUUCCUUCGACCUCAAACUGAAUUAUUAGAAGUCUUAAUUAACCCUUCAACUCUCAAGAUCUAAAUAUUAAUUUCCUGCUUCUAGUCCAAUUCUACAGUCUGGGGUUAAAUCGAACAAUAUUCACAUGUUACGAUUUUUCUUCAACCUAACUUGUCUCUGCUUCAAAAUGUAACGAAGUCGUAUGUGAUGGAAUGUAACCUGUUGAGGUACUGCUCAAACACGAAACCGGAUUUUACAUUUCAAAACAAUUCUCCUUAUCCACUUCCUCGAACGUUAAGAGAGGCUGUCGAGAGCGUGCUCAAAAUCGAUGAGUACAAUUUUUUUUUAUUCAAUCUCGAAACGAUUUCAUUUUGUAUAAUUUUCAAUUGCAGGUUAUGUAGCCCUAGGUUGCUUGAAUGUACACAUGCCGACGGAUGGCAUGGGUGAUCAAAUUUGACAAAAUAAAAUAAGAAAAGUUGUUAUAACUUCAAAACCCAUUCAUUUGCAUUCUCGUGACUCACUUUCUCCCUAGUUCAAACAAAAUUCUUUAUUUAAAAAUUAUAAUAAGAACUAAGCUUCUCAAACCUUGAAACAAAAUAAUCCUGGUUAGAUUUCUACUGGAAGGAGUGUCACGUUAAGAUUAAGUUACCGGCGACAGGAAACACUCAAGGUCGAGUUAUUAAAAGCGGCGAUUUGAGGUAACGAUUCGGCGUUAUGGAUAUGGAUAUACAAAUAGCAGUAUUGUCAUGCUUUUGAGUAGCACUAAAUGACUAGACAUACCCGGAAAUGCUUAGAAACUAAGUCAUUUCCUUGACCGUAAGUUCCUUAAAGUUUUCAAUUAUCUUGUUUCACCCGUACAACAAUCGUGUUUAAAUUGUUCUUAAUAAGUCAUUUCAAUUGAAGCAAAACCUUCCGUUUAACCAUAAUUUAAAUAUCUCGAUGACCUUAUGUCUCCACAUUAUGAAGACGGAUGCCACGGUGUUUGCGUGAUGGAUUUCGGUCCGGUUGCUACGGUUAAAAUAUCGCCCUAACCACUAACUUGUUUGUCGACAACACUGAAUUCAGCUCUUCAUUCGUGCGGUUUUGAAAAGCCCUAUAUUGCUUCAGCCCAAUUUCAAAAUUACCUGUUUCGGGAAAAUACUGCCUAUGCCUCUCCAAAGAAACCGCAUUUUGCUUUGCUUUGAUUUGUUUGUUUGUUUGUUUGUUUAAUAAGAAGAAAUUGAGUGCUCCCUAUGGGUGCCCCCAGUGAGUACUCCCACCCCCUGCCUCAUUCGAAAAAAAUAUUACAAAAAUGAAAAUGAAGCGUCCACACAAUAAAACUCUGCUCGCCUUUUGGCUUAAGACCUUAGCAACAGGUGCUAGAAAGCGAAAACAAAUAUCCCGUGACACUGCUUUAUGAGAGCAUGGCUAUAUAUAUCUCUUUUGUUCGCUAUAAUAGGUCAAUUAUUAAAUCCUCCGUGCGUAUCUUGAAAACAAAACGUGUCUCAGUUUCUAGAGAAGAAUGAAUUUGAUCACUACAAGUUAAAAUGUGUACGACACUGACUAUUUCAAAUCGACAAACAAAGCCGAAGAGAAAGGAAAAUUUUUUCUUUAAUAUAAAGGAAGUACGCCAGCCAUAACGGAUUUAGGAGGUGGACGCAGCCAUGGAUUACUCACGCGUCAACCGAGUCCCAUUGAGAGGUGAAUCCAGAGACCCCAGAACAAUAACAGCACCUGAAAUACUGCUGGAGUACAGCUUGGUUAUUUUGUUGGUGGGAUGUUCUUCACUGGCGUUCCUUUGGUUUAAGCCUCAUGGGAACCCAAUGGAUUCUACAUUAUUUACUUCUGUUGGUAUCAACUACACAGCAUGAACUGCACCCACUGACAGAAAAUCUACUAACAGGCGAAGAAAGAAAAGAAACCAUGCAAUUGCUAUACAAAAACUGUGUACAGCGAAACAUUUAAAAUAUAUCACAAAACUGCGACAUGGGAAAAAAUGUUUUCCGCAAGAUUUUUUAGCCGAAAGACACUUUAAUUUACAUUUCUGCCGUCACGUGCUUCACGUGGACAAUAGGGACCUUAAACAGUCAGGACGGCAACGCUGAAGGAGACGUCGAACAAAAUAUGAAUUUGUCUUUUUAGUUAAAAACGGCGCUACACCCUUACUUAAGCAUAAGGUAUGUAAGCAGUGUUGAGUUCAAAAUGGAAUCUUAGAUAAUUUGUCGCCAGGAUUUCCGUUCUCAGACCACGAAAACUUUGGUGAUUUCACGUCGUCUUGCAGAGGAAGACUAAGAAAUGUACAAAGUUUUAAAACAUACGUGCUGAGCUAUUUUUCUUCUCAUCAGAUCUUUUGUUUUUCCACGUCCUUGUUGCGGUAGACGUCGAGGUUAGCUUAGGGUUCCCAGCAAGAGACAUAAUCCUAAAUUGAAUGACUGUAUCUAUAUGACGGGAUCCAUCUUGUAUUGAUGGUCAAAAGAAAAACUUAGAGCCUUUGUACAUACAGAAAAACAUGGGAUAUUAAAGCUUUAAAUAAGUUGUUUAAGGUUAUGUAGGAUCACAGAUGUAUUUCAAAUGUACCGUGAGGUGUAAUAAAGAGGAGAGAGUAAA
Molecule: messenger RNA, 3389 nt
Organism: Pocillopora damicornis (cauliflower coral)
Lineage: Eukaryota; Metazoa; Cnidaria; Anthozoa; Scleractinia; Pocilloporidae
Product: putative N-acetyltransferase camello
Molecular function (GO): N-acetyltransferase activity
Source: RefSeq, a predicted model, not a curated record